UAAAGGACGGAAGGGUCGUGUCUUGCAAGACUGUGGUAUAGGUACUGGCCGAUACAGCAGAUCCUGACUUUAUACAGGCUCAGCCGACGCCCGGGCCCUUAUACAACAUAUGGUAUCAGAAGGAGAUACCAUAAACAAAGCUUCAUUGACAGACCGCGGACCCUGGGUCUAAAGCUACAGAGAAAGAGACAAGACAAGACAAAGACUGAGAGUUGACCUUAAAGAAGUAGGCGUGACAACAUUAACAUACACCACUGCACCGUUGAUGGCUUCCCGAUCUGAUGAUGCCUUUACAAGAGCUGUUGGGCCCUACCUGUUACAGAGGACUCUGGGAAAGGGGCAGACUGGUCUUGUGAGAUUGGGAGUUCACUGUGUGACUGGUAAAACUGUGGCAGUCAAGAUCAUCAACCGUGAAAAACUGAGCAAGGCGGUGCUGUUAAAGGUUGAACGGGAGAUUGCCAUUAUGAAGUUGAUACAUCACCCUCACGUUCUGGGGCUGUUUGACGUCUACGAGAACAGCAAGCAAUUGUAUCUAGUGUUGGAGCAUGUGUCUGGAGGAGAGUUGUUUGAUUACCUCGUCAGAAAGGGAAAACUGUCCGAGAAAGAGGCCCGGAGAUUCUUUAGACAGAUAGUGUCAGCUGUGGACUUCUGUCACAAACACAAAGUUUGUCAUCGAGACUUGAAGCCAGAGAAUCUCUUAUUGGACGAGAACAAGAACAUUAAGGUGGCAGACUUUGGUAUGGCUUCUCUACAAGUGGGACAGAAAAUGCUGGAGACCAGCUGUGGGUCUCCCCACUAUGCCUGCCCUGAAGUGAUUAGAGGAGAGCAAUAUGAUGGUAGGAAGGCAGAUGUUUGGAGCUGUGGAGUCAUCUUAUUCGCUCUGCUAGUUGGUGCCCUCCCCUUUGAUGAUGAUGACCUCCGACAACUGCUUGAGAAGGUGAAGAGAGGUCACUUCCAAGUCCCCUCGUAUGUACCCUCUGGUGUACAGCAGCUCCUCAGGGGAAUGGUCGAGGUCAACCCAAAGAAGAGAUUGACUUUGGAUGAGGUUAUCAGGCAUCCUUGGUUUAAAGGGAAUCAAGACUUGGAGCCACACAUGCCUAUUCAAGAUGUUGUCGAGACCUACCCAAUUGACGACCAGAGCGGUAUUGAUCCAGACGUCUUUGACAGUAUGGCCUCCCUCGGCUGCUUCAAAGACAAGUCUGUGCUUGCUCAAGCUCUCCUCAGCGCAGAUCCUAAUGAAGAGAAAAUUGUCUAUUUCCUGUUGCUAUCACACAAAGAGAGACAGCCCAGCUUUGAGGAUGAGGCCAAGGCUCCUGGUGCCUUGGAGAAAGAUCCACCAAGGAAGAGAAUCGACUCACGUUCAAUGUCUACACCGCAUCUGCAGGCUCAACGAUCAAGGGCCCAGUCAAUAGGUUCUGCUAAUUUGGACCAGCUCCCUCCACGCUCCCCCAGACUCAGUGUCACCAACAGGCCCUCUAACUACUCCACCUCCUCUGGGGACUAUUAUACCUACACAAGUGCCUCUCCAGGUAGGGGACGGAAAACCAGCCAUGCCGGAGUGGAACAAGUGGGACAGGCGGCCACUCUACAGCCGGGGUUAUCUCCACCCACCACUCCUAGUGCUCCAUGGAGACGCAAACUGUCACAGACAAUGAAGCACUUGACCGUGUCACCUCGGUUUCAUCGUAAACGCUACGAGGGUGGUGAAACAGAGGCCAGCUCUCCUGUCAUGCCCAAACGAUCUUGGUUCUCAAACUUCCGUUCAGAAAAAGAGAAAGGAGAAGUUGUGGUUGUGCUCAGAGACAUGAGCUUCCCAGACCUCAAAUCAUCAAUCCUCCAAUCCUUCACAAUUGUAAACUGUCAUUACGAGGAAAUCAGUGAGGGUAGCUUUAAAAUAAAAUACGAAAAGUCAGCACGGCAGAAAGGCAAAGCUGUUUUCAAAAAGGCAGUCAAGCUUACCCUCACUGUCAUGCCGACUCAGACCAUCUCAGACAACAGUAUUCCCUUUGACGGCAAGACCUUCUCAGCCACUUUCACACAAACUGCAGGUCCUACUAGGAGGUUUCGAAGAGUUUGUGAGAAGCUACAAGCAGCCAUUGUCAACCCAAAUGCAAUCAAUCCAAAUGCAAUCAAUCCAAUGUGUCUGGAGACCACUCAGAGUAUCAGUUCAGACGAGGCCCUUGCUCCAAGUCCCCCGAUUCUAUUGAACUCUACUGACGAUACUGACGAGAGUCCUAUCAACAGACACAAUGGCCGCCCACCCCCACUCUUGACCAGUUUCGAUUCUACAGACAUUGAUAGUGACGAUGGAACUUAGCAUUUUUUUGAGCUAUAGAACACCUUUUAUUUCCAGUGCUUGUUUUGCAGACGUUUUUGUGUAUGUUGUAAAUAAUUAUUAUGUAGCAUAAUGUUUUAUUGGUCAGUGUG
Messenger RNA from Halichondria panicea, 2427 nucleotides. Its product is annotated as serine/threonine-protein kinase BRSK2-like. Gene Ontology annotation, cellular component: cytoplasm. The record is from RefSeq and is a predicted model, not a curated record. Bases 266 to 2317 code for a protein of 683 amino acids. Gene Ontology annotation, molecular function: ATP binding; protein serine/threonine kinase activity; tau-protein kinase activity. Gene Ontology annotation, biological process: protein phosphorylation; intracellular signal transduction; microtubule cytoskeleton organization. NCBI's taxonomy places the organism in Eukaryota, Metazoa, Porifera, Demospongiae, Suberitida, Halichondriidae. The transcript has 19 exons.